This is a messenger RNA of Triticum urartu, 1273 nucleotides long. Lineage: Eukaryota; Viridiplantae; Streptophyta; Magnoliopsida; Poales; Poaceae. The record is from RefSeq and is a predicted model, not a curated record.
GGCAAGUCUCGUUUGAGGAACGAAGGCAGCAGCACACCAAUCUCACGCAUGUGCGCACUGAACCCGCCGCCCCCACCGCCAGAAAGCUAACCCCGGCGCCGCCGCCGCCGCCAUGCUCCGACUCCGCAGAUGCAUCCUCAGCCACCUCCUCUCUUCCCGAUCCGCCUCUCCCAUCUCCUCUCUCCCCCGCCUCCUCUCAACCACGGCGCCGGUGCCGCCCACUCCGGCAAGCCCCGCCUUCGCCGUCAAGGACUACCUUGUCGACGCCUGCGGCCUCACCCGAGCCCAGGCACUCAGCGGCUCCGCCAAGAUCCCCCACCUCAAGUUCCCCUCUAAUCCCGAUGCCGUCCUCGCCUUCCUCUCCGGCCUCGGCCUCUCCGCCGCCGACGUCGCCGCCCUCGUCGCCAAGGACCCGCGGUUCCUCUGUGCCGGCAUGGAGAGAACCCUGGCCCCCGUCGUCGCUGGGCUCACCGGGCUCGGCCUGUCACACCGUAAGAUCGCGCGCCUCGUCUCGCUCGCCCCCGGCAACUUCCGCCACACAUCCGUCGUCUCCAAGCUAGAGUACUACCUGCCGCUCUUCGGCUCCAUUGACAACUUGCUCUGGCCGCUCAAACACGGCUCCGGCCUCCUCGACUCUGACCUCGAGACGGCGGUCAAGCCAAAUGUCAAGCUCCUGAGAGAAUGCGGGCUAGGUGCUCGUGACAUUGCCAAGCUGCUCACCCGUGUACCAAUGUUGCAGAGCUCCAAACCAGAGUGUGUCCUGGCGAUGGUUGCGUGCGCCGAAGGUAUAGGUGUGCCCCGUGGAUCUCGGAUGUUCAGGCAAGCGCUGCAGGCUGUCUCAUACUUCAGUGAGGAGAAGAUUGCUGCCAGAGUGGACUACUUGAAGAAGACGUUUAGGUGGUCAGAUGCCGAGGUCGGCAUUGCGGUGUCCAAGGCCCCGUCUCUUCUGAGGAGUUCAAAGAAGAUGCUACAGCGCAGGUCCGAGUUCCUUAUCUCUGAGGCGGGGCUUGGGCCAGCCUACAUUGCUCAUCGGCCGAAUAUGCUCGUUCUUGGCGUGGAGGUCCGGCUAAGACCCCGUUACUAUGUUAUGAAGUUUCUCAAGGAAAAUAGAUUGCUCAAGCGUGACCUAAGCUAUAAUACAAUUGUCAAGGUCACCGAAAAGCUAUUCUUGGAGAAGUUCGUAUGCCCUCACAAGGAAGCUGCACCGCACCUUGCUGAAGACUAUGCAACCGCUUGCAGAGGCAGAGUGCCUUCGAGAUUCAUAUUUACAUGA